Messenger RNA from Durio zibethinus, 3986 nucleotides. RefSeq names its product autophagy-related protein 18g-like. Gene Ontology annotation, biological process: autophagy; response to starvation. Gene Ontology annotation, molecular function: protein binding. NCBI's taxonomy places the organism in Eukaryota, Viridiplantae, Streptophyta, Magnoliopsida, Malvales, Malvaceae. The record is from RefSeq and is a predicted model, not a curated record. Gene Ontology annotation, cellular component: cytoplasm.
UUGUGAUCCACAAAACCAAAAUAUAACCACCCCGUAAAUCUCAUGCAUUUUUAACUUUUUACUGCACUCUUUUGUUUUGCUUACAUCUUAAACUACAGGCGUAGGCAGUCUUCUUGCUCUAGUGCCAACACAAAAACGCAGGUGGUGAGAGAGAAAGCGAAAGAAAGCGAGAGAAAAGGAAACUUCGGAGAAACAAUUUAAAAAAAAAAAUUGAAUAAAGAUAUGUGGGAGUGAAGAAAAAAAGGGAAGUAGAUUAGACAAAUAGAGUAUUUAUGGUUUGGUGUGUGUUUUUUAAGUAGCGAUCGGAGAGUCGGAUGUUAUAUCCGAUCGUCGCUGAUCGGAGAUGCUACUUGGCGGUGGUGAUGGUGGUGAAGGCGGAGGUAGUCCGAGGUGAUGGUAGGGGUGGCAGUGGCGGAGGAGGAGGGGAAGAGUCGGUGGCGGUGAUGGUUGAGAAUAGUAGAACAAGUAGGAGUAUUUUUGUAGUUGGACGAUGAGGAAAGGGAAGGGCAGGAACAAUGGCUUGUUGCCGAAUUCCUUAAGGAUAAUAUCGUCUUGCCUAAAGACUGUUUCUACAAAUGCUAGUAACGUCGCUUCCACGGUUCGCUCCGCUGGUGCUUCCGUUGCUGCUUCCAUCUCCACUUCUUCUGAAGAUCAUAAAGAUCAGGUAACAUGGGCUGGCUUUGACAGGUUGGAACUUGGUCCAUCUCUCUUCAAGAAUGUCCUCUUACUUGGUUACCAGACUGGAUUUCAAGUCCUUGAUGUGGAGGAUGCCUCUAAUUAUACAGAACUGGUUUCAAAGCGUGAUGGUCCAGUUUCAUUCUUACAGAUGCAGCCUUGCCCCCUGAGUUCAGAUGGACAAGAAGGAUUCAGAUCAUCACAUCCUAUGCUUUUGGUUGUUGCUGGUGAUGACACCAAUAGUUUAAGAUUGGGUCAGAAUGCUGGCCAUUUGGCUGGGGUGGCCCGAGAUUGCCGGAUGGAGUCACAGUCAGGAAACUCUGUCAACUCACCUACAACAGUUCGAUUUUACUCUCUUCGGUCUCACUGUACUGUCCAUGUUCUGAGAUUUAGAUCAUCUGUGUGCAUGAUCAGAUGCAGUUCUCGGAUUGUAGCUGUAGGUCUUGCAACACAAAUAUAUUGUUUUGAUGCCCUCACUCUUGAGAAUAAGUUUAGUGUCCUCACUUAUCCUGUUCCCCAGUUGGCUGGACAAGGGGCUGUUGGGAUUAAUGUUGGCUAUGGUCCAAUGGCUGUGGGUCCAAGGUGGUUAGCAUAUGCUUCCAAUAAUCCACUGUUGUCUAAUACUGGCGUCUUAAGCCCACAAAAGCUUGCCCCUUCUCUUGGUGUCAGUCCAUCAACAUCACCAGGUGGCAGUAGUUUGGUUGCUCGUUUUGCAAUGGAAUCUAGUAAGCAUUUGGCAACUGGGAUGAUUAACUUGGGGGAUAUGGGAUACAGAACUUUAUCGAAGUGUUAUCAAGAGCUACUUCCUGAUGGGUCAAAUUCUCCUGUUUCACAAAAUUCUGUUUGGAAAGUUGGAAGGCUGACAGGAACUGACAUGGACAAUGCCGGAAUGGUUGUUAUAAAGGAUUUUGUUUCCCGUGAUGUUAUAUCACAAUUUAAAGCCCAUACGAGCCCAAUCUCUGCAUUAAGUUUUGACCCUAGUGGGACCCUUCUGGUUACUGCAUCAGUAUAUGGAAAUAACAUAAAUAUAUUCAGGAUUAUGCCAUCAUGUGUGCACUCUGGAUCAGGUGCUCAAAGUUAUGACUGGAGCUCUUCUCAUGUGCAUCUUUACAAGCUACAUCGUGGAAUAACAUCAGCUAUGAUUCAAGAUAUUUGCUUUAGUCACUAUAGUCAGUGGGUUGCUAUUGUUUCAUCCAAGGGGACUUGCCAUAUUUUUGUCUUAUCCCCUUUUGGAGGUGAUGCGGGAUUUCAAACACUUAAUUCUCAGGGUGAGGAGCCCUCCCUAUUUCCGGUUUUAUCCUUGCCAUGGUGGUCUGCCUCAUCUUGUGUCAUUAACCAGCAAUCUUUCCCACCUCCACUACCUGUUGUCCUUUCUGUUGUCAGCAGGAUAAAAUACAGUAGUUUUGGAUGGCUUAAUACGGUAAGCAACACUGCUGCUUCUACAACAGGAAAGGUUUUUGUGCCAUCUGGUGCUGUUGCUGCUGUUUUUCAUAAUUCUAUAUCACUAAGUCCUCGGCACGUUAACCUAAGAACUAAUUCCUUGGAACAUCUUCUAGUUUAUACUCCAUCAGGUCAUGUAGUUCAACAUGAGCUUCUGCCAUCAAUUGGGACAGAUUCAGGUGCUAAUAACUCAAGAAUUCAGACAGCUUUGUAUACACACAUACAAGAGGAUGACUUGAGGGUGAAAGUUGAACCUGUUCAGUGGUGGGAUGUAUGUAGGAGGUCAGAUUGGCCAGAAAGAAAGGAAUGUAUUUCUCGGUCUACCCUUGAGAGACAAGAUGUUGCAGAAGUUGUUCAAAGUAAAUCAGGCUGUGAAGAAUACAGGAUUCAUUCUCCGGAAAUUAAUGAUAGUGUCAGUGGAGAAAAGACUUCAAAACCUUUUCCUAAAAAGCCCCAUGAGAGCUUCCACUGGUACCUCUCUAAUGCAGAGGUUCAAGUAAACUCCUGGAAGUUACCAAUUUGGCAAAAGUCUAAGAUUUCUUUUUACAUGAUGGAUUCACCACAAGCUAACAGUUGUAAAGGUGGUGAGUUUGAAAUUGAGAAGAUCUCAGUUCAUGAAGUUGAAAUUAACCGCAAGGAAUUAUUACCUGUUUUUGACAAUUUCCAUAGUAUCAAAUCAGGCUGGAAUGACAGGUGUUUUACUGUGGGCAAACAUCCUCUGCCCUUGUCUCCGGAUCCUCAUCAAGGUGAAUAUAAAGUCUCACAAGAGACUAUUAUUUGUCAUUCAAAGCCAGCGUCCCUUAGCUCCACUGAAAGUUCUGAAGGAGGUUCAUCAAGGAGACUAGAGAAUCUACUUGAUUUGGAUCAAAUUAACUGUGAGAAGUCUUACACAUCCAGUUACCAGGGUCUGAAUGCAAUUUACCAUGGAAAAAGUGGGAACGGCAUUAUUGAGCCAAUGGUGCUGAAGCGGGAGUCUUUGACCAUCAUAUCUUCUCCAUCUCAGCACUCAGAGAAAAUAUAUUCCAACACCAGUCACUCUGUGACAAACGGUUUUUCCAAAGAGAGUAAGUUGCCUCCAUUAAGAAGUACGGCUGAAGGAACACCAUCUUUUGAUGCUGGUGGGAUUGAUAAUGCCUCAAUUUUGCACGUAGACCAUUACAAUGCACCUACAAACAUUCUUACAGAUGGAUCGGCAUUUUCUGCAGAACAGAAUCUCGUUGAUUUUGGGCAUUUCCAGGAAGGGCAUUAUGAAAUCUUACAGCACAAUGAAUGCAGCAAGUUGACCAAAGUUGUGAAUGAUGAUGUCGAAGGCGGCCGCAACCACUGUGGGAAGAAAAAACUAGAAGAGGAUGGGGAAAAUGAUGAACUGCUUGGUGCCAUGUUUGUCUUCCCUGAAGAAGGUUGCUAGUAAUCCAUCACUCAUGGUAUUUGUUCAAACUGCUGUAGAAAGCUUGGUUCAAGGUCAUCGAGAUAGUUAGCAAAGGUAUGUUUUUGGUAAUCAAAAUGCAUUGCACAUUGUAAAUAAGAUGGGGUGCUGAUGGUGUUGUAUGGUUUCUGAUUAAUGCUCGAGUGUUGUAAGAGCAUGCAUCAUCUUUCCCCGUCUCGUGUACAUUUUGUAGAUGGCAAUUCGUAAAAAGAAAAAAUCAUGGAGACCACUGGAUUUAGGACAAGGAUUAAACUCAAAUCAAAACUCGAUGUGGAGCUAGAUUUGGGUUCAAGUUCCUUGUCUUGAUGAUAUCAAGCUUUGUCUGUACAGAAAUUGUGUGAAGAAACUCUAUCCCAAGCUGUAUAACAAUGUUGUUUUUCUGGUGAGAGAAAAAAAAAAAAAGGAAAUGUCAAAUGAAAGGAGGAAAAGAUGAAAUUACUUUGUA